AGCUGGUUACUGAACUCUCCAUGUGGCAGACAGCACAGCUACAAUGCCUUCUCUGCUGCAUUAAAGAAAGCCUGCAGACAGCUCCAAAUUACAUAGGUGGCUUGUCAAACUUAAUCUAUUAGGACUGUAUAAAAGACAUUCUUUCUUACUGCUUGGAUUCAAUGGUCCAAAGCAAAAAUGCAGUUGCCAUUAAAGUCAGAGAUGAACAAACGUCUACACUGAUUUUUUAAAGAUCAAGAAUAAGGACAGCAAGUUUCUGGAGUCACUUUCCAACAGACACAAAAAGACACUACAUACAACUUCAUUUCAAAAUGAAGGCUUUUAUUUGGACUCUAAGUAUGCUAUUCUUUCUACUAAUGGGCACUGGACAUUGCAAAGGAGGACAGUUCAAAGUAAAAAAAGUAACCCAAAGGAGAUAUCCUCGUGCCACAGAUGGCAAAGAGGAAGCAAAGAAAUGUGCAUACACCUUUCUGGUACCUGAACAAAAAAUAACAGGGCCAAUCUGUGUCAACACCAAAGGUCAAGAUGCGGGUGCUAUUAAAGACAUGAUCACCAGGAUGGACCUUGAAAAUCUGAAGGAUGUGCUCUCUAGGCAGAAGCGAGAGAUAGAUGUUCUGCAGUUGGUGGUGGAUGUAGAUGGGAACAUUGUAAAUGAGGUCAAGUUGCUGAGAAAAGAAAGCCGUAACAUGAACUCUCGUGUUACUCAACUCUAUAUGCAACUAUUACAUGAAAUUAUCCGUAAGAGAGAUAACUCACUUGAACUUUCCCAGCUGGAAAAUAAAAUCCUCAAUGUCACCACAGAAAUGCUGAAGAUGGCAACAAGGUACAGGGAGUUAGAGGCAAAAUAUGCCUCCUUGACUGAUCUUGUCAACAACCAGUCUGUAAUGAUCACUUUGCUGGAAGAGCAGUGUUUGAGGAUAUUUUCCAGACAAGAAACCCACGUGUCUCCCCCUCUAGUCCAGGUAGUGCCACAACAUAUUCCCAGCAGUCACCAGGACACUCCUGGUUUGCUGGGAGGCAACGAGAUACAGAGGGACCCAGGUUAUCCCAGAGACUUAAUGCCACCACCUGACCUGGCAACUGCUCCUACCAAAAGCCCUUUCAAGAUGCCACCAGUAACAUUCAUCAAUGAAGGUCCAUUCAAAGACUGUCAUCACGCAAAAGAAGCAGGGCAUUCGGUCAGUGGGAUUUACAUGAUUAAACCUGACAACAGCAAUGCACCAAUGCAAUUAUGGUGUGAGAACAGUUUGGAUCCUGGGGGUUGGACUGUUAUCCAGAAAAGAACAGAUGGCUCUGUCAACUUCUUCAGAAAUUGGGAAAGUUAUAAGAAAGGGUUUGGAAACAUUGAUGGAGAGUACUGGCUUGGUCUGGAAAAUAUCUAUAUGCUUAGUAAUCAAGAUAAUUACAAGCUGUUGAUUGAAUUAGAAGACUGGAGUGAUAAAAAGGUCUAUGCUGAAUACAGUAGCUUUCGCCUGGAACCUGAAAGUGAAUUCUACAGACUGCGCCUGGGAACUUACCAGGGAAAUGCAGGGGACUCUAUGAUGUGGCAUAAUGGUAAACAAUUCACCACACUAGAUAGAGAUAAAGACAUGUAUGCAGGAAACUGUGCCCACUUUCAUAAAGGAGGCUGGUGGUAUAAUGCCUGUGCACAUUCUAACCUCAAUGGAGUAUGGUACAGAGGAGGUCAUUACAGAAGCAAGCACCAAGACGGAAUUUUUUGGGCAGAAUACAGAGGCGGGUCAUACUCCUUGAGAGCAGUUCAGAUGAUGAUCAAGCCUAUUGACUGAAGACAGACUGAAUUCAAAUGACCCAGAACUCUCUAUUCUUCUGUUUCCCAAAAUGUAAAUGUUACAUGUUUGUUACUUUGCACAAUAUAUUUCUGCAGAUACAGUUUGUGAAAGAUUUUUACCCUAACUAUGAGAUGGGAUCUAUGAACACAGCUUCAUUUUCCUUCAAUAUACUACAGAUGAUUAUUUGCAUAUAGGUCCUUGUUAUUUUAAAAAUUAUAUUGACUGAAUACAGGUAAAUGUAAAUAUAAGUAUUUGCCACAUAUAAAACAAAUCUUACCUUUAUUUUGAAUCAAAUCUGAAUACAUGCUCAAGAUACUUAAUGAUUUAUUUAAAAAUUAUGAGAUUGUUGUAACUUCCAAUGAACAAAUGAGUUUAAAAUUUCAGCCAACUAAUUAAUUUUAUUUAUAAAAAAUAUAUAGACAGGAAACUAAAGAGAAAUCUUCAGUUUUGCCACUAGAAAAUAUGUUUUUCCAUUGAAUAAAAGUAUACAUGAAAUUUCAAAUUAAA
This is a messenger RNA of Jaculus jaculus (lesser Egyptian jerboa), 2297 nucleotides long. It is a transcript of the gene Angptl1, whose product is annotated as angiopoietin like 1. The transcript has 5 exons. Lineage: Eukaryota; Metazoa; Chordata; Mammalia; Rodentia; Dipodidae. The record is from RefSeq and is a predicted model, not a curated record. Bases 312 to 1787 code for a protein of 491 amino acids. Gene Ontology annotation, biological process: cell surface receptor protein tyrosine kinase signaling pathway.